This is a messenger RNA of Hydractinia symbiolongicarpus, 1048 nucleotides long. Its product is annotated as cerberus-like. The record is from RefSeq and is a predicted model, not a curated record. Gene Ontology annotation, molecular function: morphogen activity. Bases 265 to 726 code for a protein of 153 amino acids. Gene Ontology annotation, biological process: determination of heart left/right asymmetry; signal transduction involved in regulation of gene expression. The transcript is spliced from 2 exons. NCBI's taxonomy places the organism in Eukaryota, Metazoa, Cnidaria, Hydrozoa, Anthoathecata, Hydractiniidae.
AACAAUAUGACUUAAUUGGUGACAAACAGAAAAGAGCAUUAUGAUGAAGACAAAAUAUGAUCAACGGUAGAUCAUCUAAUUGAGUGCACAAAUUGUUUCAAUCUGUUUUUAAGCUUGUUAGUAAUUAAUACAUUAAUCUAAUAAUAAAAUAAGUUUUAAUGAGUUUGUUGGCUAAUAAAAGGUAAUGAUUCCAAGUUGCUAACUAAUAUAUGAAAGUGUUGAUGGGAGUUACACAAGAACGAAGACAGCUGUGAAAAAUCCGAUAUGCGUACUAAUAGCACCACAAUCACAACUUUAAUAAUAUACUUGGUUUUGCUCGAGACGCUACUCUCGCAUUCACAUCCCAUCAAAGCCACAUUUCACGACAGCAAAAUGAGUCAUCUCGCAACGAAAAUAUCAGCUGAUGGCUUUGUAUCAAAGCAAAACAGAGAAGAAUUAGCAAAACUUAUGAACAUAAGAGGAAUAACUUGCCACGGAAUACAUUUUCACCAGACUAUACGCCACAAAAAUUGCAAGCCUGUGAUUAUCUCAAAUAAAAUGUGUUUUGGUUCUUGUUUAUCGAAAGCAAAGCCUUUACUAUUUGUUGGGAAAAUAAUCCAAUCCAAAUCCCCUGUGCCAACAUGUAGACCAAAACAUGUCAUUUUAAAAAAAGUUAUGCUGAACUGCCAUGACAAUACGCAACACUCUAAAGAAGUCAAUGUCACUCGUGCAUGCAGUUGCAGUUGAGGGACACUUGUCAAGACACGAUGAUGCUCGAUAAACACGUUAAUUACACGCUAAAUCGCUUACAGGGCCGUGCCCAGGAGAAAUUAUUUAAUACUAUUUUUAUAAUUAUUUAAUUUAGCUACCUCCUUAUACGAUCAUAAGGAGGCAGCUAGAACAUUUUUUGCAUCUACACAAGUCUCGGAAAAAUAUCUUAAUGAUCUAUAAACCCUUUUAUUAUCCAUGUUAAACCAUUCAGUGUCUUUAUUAAUUGUUUAUGUUGAUUAUUUUUUAUGUAUAACAACAGUCUUGUUGAUGAUAUGAGUUUAAAAAGAAACACCUCUGA